Molecule: messenger RNA, 4634 nt
Organism: Gadus macrocephalus (Pacific cod)
Lineage: Eukaryota; Metazoa; Chordata; Actinopteri; Gadiformes; Gadidae
Gene: akap7
Product: A-kinase anchor protein 7
Exons: 9
Coding region: 545-1519 (324 amino acids)
Cellular component (GO): cytosol
Molecular function (GO): protein kinase A regulatory subunit binding
Source: RefSeq, a predicted model, not a curated record
CAAACGGUAGCAGUUCCCGGAAGUGAAAGAAGCACAUUCAGCACAUGCUAGUAGCUGGUGCAUGUGAUGCUUUUGCAAUGGCAAGUAGUCACGCAACAUCUAGCCGUUGCUAAAUCAACGAGCGUUGUCUAUACUUGACAUUGUCGGAUAUAACUAUUCAUUAUACAUUUAGUGAAGAAACAACAGCUUGUCGGCUAGCCAGCGAUGAGCCCUACUCCAACCCUAAUCUACUCCUCUCUUGACAGUGUACAUUUUGAGACUUUGCUACAGGUGAUCACUUCCCAGGGAUCCCCCCGAUUGCCCUGUACAAUCUACUUCAGCAAAUUUGGGAAGAGUUACAUUUUUUGUAAUUUGCAGCAUAGCGUUACACACAAUGAACGGGACAGUCUCAUUUGUAUAUUUAAAUCGAUCGUCUUACCGAGUUAAAACCGAGGUAAUUAUGAAAAUGUAAUCGUCGCCGGUUGUAGCCUAGAUCCUACAGACAUUAAGAGGCUGGGACGUUGGGAGAACACAUGUAUAUGGUUGUCCGUAGUAGCUGGGGGGCAUGGAGAAUGUUACUGGUCCCUGUGAUGACGGGGAUGAGGUUGUAGGACACAGAAGUCAAAAUGAUGUAUUCGUGACAACGGGCGCGAUGGAUCCAGUCCAAAACGAAUCCACCUCCACACCGCUUGCCAAAGAUAUCCCAACGGAGAGGAAGACAAGGGUGAAAAGGGAAAGAAGAAAAAUGCUGAAGAAAAAAUCCCCCGUCAUCGAUCAUUCACCAGCCUCUGAGGGCUCUGCUGCAUCAAAACAAGGACUCACAGAGUCCGAGUCGAGCCAGAAGAAGAUGAAGAGGAAGCUAGGGGACUGCGGAGCCCGUGUGGACAGCGAAGAGGAGAAGAAGACGAAGAAGCAGAAAGGGAGCCAGCGCCCAAACUACUUUGUCUCUAUCCCCAUCACCAACGCUCAGAUCAGUGCAGCUGUUGUUGAGGUCCAGGAGUCGGUGCUUCAACAGGAGCCCCGAUUGGUCAAAGCGAUGAUCCCUGCCCCCACUUUGCACAUGACCCUAUUGGUCACUCAUCUCGCCAGUCAAGAGCAAGUAAGCCUUGCAGCUACCGCGUUGGAUAAGGCCAUGCCCUCAUUGGCCGAGCUCCUGGUGGGGCGGGACUUGGUGCUGCCCUUCUCUGGGGUCGGUCACUUCAGAAAGGAGGUUGUGUUUGUAGGGCUGGCCCCGGGACAACACAGAGACACGCUGGAGAAGCUGGCAGAGGUUUUGCAGAGGUGUUUUGAGGAGCAGGGUCUCCUCCAGGGAGAGUGCCGUGGGUUUGAACCCCACCUAACUAUUAUGAAGCUUUCCAAGGCACCCAAACUACGCUCCCAGGGCCUAAAAAGAGUUAAUCCCGAUUUGUUCUCCAGCUAUACGGACAGGUUCUUUGGAGACCAGAGGGUUGACCGGCUGGAUCUCUGCUCCAUGUUGAAAAAGAAGCAGGAAGAUGGGUAUUACCACACCGAGAGCUCCCUCCAGUUAGUACAUGAGUAAGCCUUUUGCAUGCUGCUGUGUGGUGGCCAUGUCGUGCUGUGGCUGCUCCUCGGGCGCGGUGGUGGAGUUGACCCCGAUAAGCUCAAGGUCAACUGCGUUACGGAUGGCAGUCUACACCAGUGUCUUCCAUUGUGCUAUUUCGAGUCCUACAGUAAUUUAUUCAUACAGAGCACAUUCAUCUUCCGCAGAGGCCGGUGGUGGGGUGAGGCCCUUCCAUGCAAUUAAUAUUGAUCCACCUUAGCAAUUCAAGGUUGUUAAUUUUCGUGUGAAAAAUGAACACCGGAUAUGAUGUACAGACCGAUUAAUAUUGUCAUACUUAUUGUACGUAUAUAUACUUUUUCUUUUAUAUUUGUUAAAUAAUUACAAUGAACCGUAGAAACUAGAUUAUGCUUUUUUAAUACAUGUUUACAAGGGAAUGUAAAUAGCAUUCACAUUGUGUGUAUUCUACCCGUUUUGCCUCAUCUGCUGGAACCUCAAACUGUGUUGUUUUGGGCCCAACAGUCUUUGUGUAUCCAAAGUCAAUAUCCAAACUCAUCCACGGAAUGAUCUUUGAAAAUGGCCUCAAGUGUAACAAUGUUGCUUAAUAGUGUGUGUGUGUGUGUGUGUGUGUGUGUGUGUUUGAGCAUACUGAGCGUACUGUUUGUAACUGCAGCUGUGAGUGAAUUACGGUGCUUGUGGCUCAACUGUCUUCAGUUACAGCCGAGUUGCAGAAAUGCAAAACCGUUGUUUAUUUUGGCAUGUGUAAACGAGCAUAUCCCUUUUCCUUGGAACUCAUUCUUCCCUUUUUAAAGAGAACCGUAUGCUUUUCCCUUGUGUACAAACACGGACCGCUUAUAUAUUUAUACACUUUUACAUUUGAAUGAACUACACGUCUCUCUCUCUCACGUCGUAAAGGUCACAAGGGAUGAAACGACCUCUAAAGAAGAGGCUGACGACAAAGUGCGUUGUGAUUCACUAACGGAGCAUAUAGGGAUUAGUUAAUGCUGAAAUCCUUUCAGCUGUUGGCAACCAAACUUUGAAAGCCUUAAGUAAAGCGUGCUUGCCAUGCAUUUCAACACUUCCCACCUGCUUUGUCUCCAAGGCGAGGGGAUAUAAACCCGGCAGCCUUUUUACCCCUUCCCCUUCCCCUUACCCCUCCCCCUUGUUUUGAUGGGGUAAGGGGAAGGGGUAAGGGGAAGGCGUAAGGGGUAGAAAUGGGAUUGGGCCUUAAUGUCAAUGGUCCCAAUAGCUGUGUUACUAAAGGUGGAAAAUUACUUCUUAAAACCAACAUAAAUCAACCAGACCAGCCGUGUAAUUAUCCAACCUAUCAUCGAAUCACCAAAUCGUGCAAUUGUUUGGUCGACAUUUGAAUUUAUUUAUGGGUCAAAAAAAAAAUGAUAUGGUAGUUUCAUCCACAUUUCUAGGAUUUGUAUUUCCUUCUGUAUUCUGCUUGUUUCAUAAGGAGUUGAACCUGCGGUGAACACCUGUAAAUGAUUGUUUAUGACUGCAGCGUACAGAAUCUCUGCAUCAUUCUGGCUUAUCUGGCUCAGGCUAGUGCAGCGCAGCAUUCAUUAGGCUAAUUACACUGACCAGGCUUGUUGGCUCGGCCACUGGUGUGUGUGUGUGUGUGACUGACUGACUGACUGACUGACUGACUGACUGACUGACGGUCAGCUGCUAGUGGCAACUGUAGCUGAGGUCUCAAAAAGGUGUGAGGAAGGACCAGAUUUUUAUUCUCAGUGAUCCCACGCUCAGUUACACGGAAAAUCAAUGAGUGUGACCUGAUCGAUCGUACUCAACAGGGGGCUGCGGAGAGAAGGAGAGGUUGAGAAGAAGAAGAGGAGGAAUAGAGGAGAGAAGGGGGGAGAAAGAGAUGGGUAUUCACACAGAGGAGAAGAUAAAAGGAGAGGGACUGGGACCAAUGGAAAAAGAGGAAGAGGAGACUGACGGGGAAAGGUGAGGAGGUAAACCACGACUAUGCUCUCGUCUGUGGAGAACCUGGACGAUUCUGGGCCUGGGGUGGAGAAUAGCUUUUGCUUUAAUUGAUGUUGCUCUGCACAGUCUUAAAGCAAUACAGAUGUCGAUGGAGUUCAAGAUCAUGGGAGAUUGAAGUGGACAUGUUUUCCUCCUUCCUUGUUUUGUGACGGUGUGCAGUGCAGGAUUUGUGUUAGCGAGUGAAUUUUGAUUUGUGCUAACCGUCACAUGGCAAUAGCUAUUAUUUUAAUGCUCCAACAAAUUCCACCAGAGUUGAAUACAUUUACAAAUGUAUGAAUAAUAUACAAUUAUUUUCCUCCAUCCAGACCAAGUGACACUUUUGAUCCCACACAUUACAAUUACAUUAUAAGCCAUGUGAAGAGCACAUACGUUUCACACACACACACACACACACACACACACACACACACACACACACACACACACACACACACACACACACACACACACACACACACACACACACACACACACACACACACACACACACACAGCCUUCCGCCUCUAUUCAACCCUCCCCUUUCCCCCUUCACACGCUCAGCUGCCCUCAUACACACUCCUUUUUUUAUUUUUUAUCUAACACACACGCGAGCAUGCAUCUCUCUUCCACCAGCCCCCAUACACACACACACACACACACACUUUCUCUCUUUCACACAUGCGUGCUCAUCCUUGCACGUGCACACUAGCACACACACACACCCCCUCUCUCUUCUCUCUCUCCCCUCCCUUUUAGUCUCUCUCUCUCUCCCUCGCUCCCCCUCCCUCCCUCCCUGUGUGUCUGUGUAAAGUGGAGCAGGAACGGAGUCACUCGCUCUGUCUCGCUCUCUCUCCCUUUCGUUCAUUUGUUCCCUGGCUCCGACUGGGAGCGCCGUUGCGUUGCAGAGUGGUAGAAGACACAUUGUGUGCUCUGAUCCGUCGUCUGUCCUUUAAGGCACAGCGAAGGGGCGCGAGGCAGUGGGGGAGACGCGCACACAGAGAGAGGGGGAGAGAAGGAGAGGGGGGCGAGCAAGGCAGCAAGUGACACGGGAGAGAGACGGUCAGAUUGGAGCUGCCCGUAACAUUGCGUCUGGCGGUCUAGCAAGGGGGGGGAAGAUCGAGAAAGGGGGAAAGAGGAGAGGAGAGGAGAGGAGGCGCCAUG